AUGGCAUCCACUUCCCCGUUGCUCCGCCACAUCUCCGCCACCACCAUCAAGCCUCCGUCGCAUCCUCGCACCCGCCUUCACCUCGGGCAGUGGGACUUCUCCAUGCUCACCGCACAAUACAUUCAAAAGGGCCUCCUCUUCCGCAAGCCCCGCCACCUCACUAUUGCUGACCUCAUCGACGGACUCAAGACCUCCCUCUCCGUCGUCCUGCUCCACUUCUACCCUCUAGCUGGCCGCUUCCUCUCUGAGCCAGCUCUCGACGAGCAGGGCAACCCCACGGGCCUCUUCGUGUCGGUCGACUGUGCCUGCCAAGGUGCGGAGUUUGUUCACGCCGUCAACGAGGGUGUGACGGUCGCCAACGUGCUCGCCCUUAACGGCGACGUGCCAUCCUACGUCAAGGCGUUUUUACCCCUUGACGGAGCCAUCAACUACGACGCUGUAGAAGUGCCUCUUCUGGCGGUGCAGGUGACGGAGCUGGACGACGGCGUCUUUCUCGGGUGUUGCUUCAAUCACAUAGUCGGCGACGACACUUCGUACUGGCAAUUCUUCAACGCAUGGGCGGAGAUCGCACGGUCGGGAGAAGGAGAGGAAGCCAAGCUCGCUCGUCCUCCAGUCCAUGACCGAUGGUUCGUUAACGGCUCCGUCCAGCCACCAAUUAAACUCCCUUUCGUGAGGUUGGAGGAGUUCAUCGAGCAAUUCAAGCCACCAAUUUACCGCGAGCGAAUCUUCCACCUGACGGCCGACUCCAUCACUCGAUUGAAGGCGCAUGCUAAUAAAGAAAGCGGAUUGGCCUCCAUGAUCUCCUCCUUCCAAUCCGUCUCCGGGAUGCUGUGGCAAUGCAUCACACGCACCCGCGGCCUCCCUUCGGGAACUCCAUCUACCCCAUUGAUAUGCAGCAAGAAGUACCAGAAGAUAGACCACUGUCUCUUCGCCCUCAAGCAAGGGUCUGCUGAGCCCUUGAAAAGCUAUAUCAAACGCUUUAACCAGCUCUCCUGUGAUUCAUGGCGUUCUUCUGAACUGGGAUUGACUCCACCUGAGAUUGCGCCCAAAUUUCAGAGGUUGAUGGUUGGCCAGCAGGCCGCGACAGGUCAAUCAAGUAAGCCUCCACUCGACAACGCAGGUCCAGGAAGCGAGCAGCCAGGCCACAGCAAGGAGCCAGGGGAAUCCCUGGAGGAUGAGAAUAGGGGAAAUGUAGCUAUCCGAGAGAUCGACAUGAUCUCCGAGGGACCCACAGAUGGAGAUGCCGCUAGAGCUCGGAAAUCUCAUGAGCGUCGCCUGGAAAUACACACUGUAGGAUGCAGUUGA
Messenger RNA from Zingiber officinale, 1305 nucleotides. RefSeq lists its product as uncharacterized. NCBI's taxonomy places the organism in Eukaryota, Viridiplantae, Streptophyta, Magnoliopsida, Zingiberales, Zingiberaceae. The transcript is spliced from 3 exons. The record is from RefSeq and is a predicted model, not a curated record. The coding region runs from base 1 to 1305 and encodes 434 amino acids.